AUGGAUUUUACAGCUGCUGUUGUUAAUACCAUUCAGCAACUUAAACAGUUCAACUGCAAAAGGAGAAUAAUGUGUUUAACAAAUGGAUACAACAGAUCCAAAACUAUGUAUAACACUGUAUUGUCAUCUGCAAAGGAAGCUAAUGUAAUUGUAGAUACUAUUUUGUUGACUUUUCCUGAAGAUAAUAAAGAACAAAAGGCAUUCUCUCAUGCAACAGGAGGUGUAUGUGUUCUUCCUAAAACAAUGCAGGAAGCACUCAGAUACUUUGAAUUAGAUGCAAUGCUCUCACUGAGGGAAAGGGUGCCUAGACAAUACCCAACUGAUUUAAGUGUGUUGCAAAAUAUCAACCGUUAUCCAUAUGAGACAGAGACUAGCUUUAAAUCAACCUACAUUGAAUCAUUUUACAAAGUAAAGACACAAUCAAUGAAAAGCCACAUAGAUAAGUUAAAAGAAACACCAAGUAAUUCACACCAACGAAGAAUAAUAAGAGAACUUAGAGAGUUCAUGCAUAAUCCUCAUCAUAGUAUAACAGUUUAUCCAAGUCAAACAAGCUAUGAAAAAUGGAAAGUGUUAAUGUCUGCCCCAGAUGAAAGUGCUUAUUCAGGAGGAGUAUUUGCUCUGAGUGUUGAAUUUCCCAAAAAAUAUCCCUUCAUCCAACCUGAAAUACGCUUUCUUACACCAAUAUAUCAUUGCAAUGUUAGUAGCAGCAGUGGGAGGAUAUGUCAUGCAAUACUUGGAGAGUCAUACACACCCUCCACCAGUAUGAGAGAAAUACUGAGCUACAUUUAUGGACUGUUGAUGUGUCCUGAUACUGAUACACCCCUUGACAGUGCACUUGCUGGAGAAUAUGGAUACCAGAGUGGUAAAGAAAAAGGCCAUAUAGAAUAUUUUGAGGUGGCAAGUGAAUAUUUCAGAAAAGCUGGUGAAAAUGUCAAACGGCAUGCAAGUAGAGCAUUUGACGAGUUACACAAAGAACUUAGUGGAUGA
Molecule: messenger RNA, 987 nt
Organism: Amphimedon queenslandica
Lineage: Eukaryota; Metazoa; Porifera; Demospongiae; Haplosclerida; Niphatidae
Exons: 11
Coding region: 1-987 (328 amino acids)
Source: RefSeq, a predicted model, not a curated record